GGCAACCUCACUUCCGGCAGCAUAGAGCGGAGGGGCUGCCGGGGGAGGGGGGUGUGUGUGUGUGUGCCUGUAGUUGGGAGAGCGUGAGGCGGCCGCAGCUCUCCAGCCAAGGAGGAAGAGAGGGGAAGCAGCACGCUUGCGCGGAUUUCUCCCCGGGGCGGAGGCGCCUCGCCUUUUCCCUUGCUCGCUUUCCCGCCCACCCCCCCGCCCCGCUCUCUCCCCAAUUUCUGGCUCGGCAUUGCAAGAGCGAGGCGGGUGCAAAGUCCGGCGCGUGUCCCCUGCCUGGGCGCGCGCGCGCACACCUCUUCUCUCUCUCUCUCGGAAGCGGGAGCGGGGAGGGGUUUCUUCCCUUCCUCUCCGCGCCCUGCCCCCCCCCCCGCCCGCCAGCCACUCCGUGUCUCUCAGCCGGCGGGGGCGGCAGCAGCAGCAGCAGCAGAGCCGCGGCUUCGCUCGCGCAGACCUGGGCGCCCGGAAUGUGAGGCGCGGCGGACCCGGGGGUGACGCUUCCCUGUCAGCCGCGCUUCCCACCCAGCGGCGGCCCCGGACUCGUCCCCACUGCGGCUCCGGGCACCGACGGACUUGACUGGCUGGCAGCCGGCGGCGCAAGGCUGCCUGGUCCCCCUCAGGGAAGAAGGGGCGGCUCCUCCUUGGGCGGCGGCGGCGGCCACCGCGCUCGCUCCUCCGCUCCUCCUCCGGCCGCUUCCUCGCCUCCUUCCUCCCGAGGGGGAAGACGCUCCCCGUCCGCCAUGAAGAAGUUCUCUCGGAUGCCCAAGUCUGACGGUACCGGCGGGAGCAGCAGCAGCGUCGGAGGAGGAGGAGGCGGCGUCGGCGGCGCGACGGCGGCGGGCGCAGGGUCGGUCGCUGGAGGCGGCCCGGCGGUGGGCAGCAGCCGGGUGUUUGCGGUCGGACGUUUCCAGGUUACUGUGGAGGAGCUGCUGGCGGAAGGUGGCUUUUCCACAGUGCUCCUUGUGCGCACACAUGGUGGAGUUCGAUGUGCAUUGAAACGAAUGUAUGUUAAUAAUGUGCCUGACCUAAAUAUCUGCAAGAGAGAAAUAACAAUAAUGAAAGAAUUGUCUGGGCACAAGAACAUUGUAGGGUAUUUGGAUUGUGCUGUUAAUUCUGUAAGUGAUAAUGUGUGGGAGGUGCUCAUCUUAAUGGAAUACUGUCGUGCGGGGCAAGUAGUGAAUCAGAUGAAUCAGAGAUUGCAGACAGGCUUUACUGAGCCAGAAGUGUUAAGAAUAUUUUGUGAUGCCUGUGAAUCUGUGGCUAGGUUGCAUCAGUGCAAAACACCCAUUGUUCACCGAGAUUUAAAGGUUGAGAACCUUUUGUUAAGUGACAGUGGGAACUAUGUCCUUUGUGACUUUGGCAGUGCCACUAAUAAAUUCCUUAAUCCUCAGAAAGAUGGAGUUAAUGUAGUUGAAGACGAAAUUAAAAAGUAUACUACAUUAUCAUAUAGAGCUCCUGAAAUGAUCAAUCUUUAUGGAGGGAAACCAAUUACAACCAAGGCAGAUAUCUGGGCCCUUGGCUGUUUGCUGUAUAAGCUUUGUUUCUUCACACUUCCCUUUGGUGAGAGUCAAGUUGCCAUUUGUGAUGGAAGCUUUACCAUUCCAGAUAAUUCCCGCUACUCCCAUGGUACACACUGUUUGAUAAGAUACAUGCUUGAACCAGACCAAGAACGGAGGCCUGAUAUCUUUCAAGUAUCCUACUUUGCCUUUAGACUUGCCAAAAAGGACUGUCCGAUAUCAAACAUUAAUAAUUCUCCUCUCCCUUCAACUCUUCCUGAACCCUUGACAGCUAGUGAGGCUGCUGCUAAGAAAAGCCAAAUAAAAGCUAGAAUAACAGAUGCCAUUGGACCAACAGAAACCUCAAUAGCACCACGACAAAGACCAAAGGCCAAUACAAGCACUACCACUUCUAGUGUACUAACAAUUCAGAGCUCAGCAACACCAGUCAAAGUGCCAGUCCUUGGUGAUUUUAACAAUGGACAAAAAGGAGCCUCAAAACCUGGAAAUAGUCAAGACAGUGUGUUGUCCCACGGAUCUAAUCAGACUCCACAGCAAAAUAGAGUAUUGCAACAACUACAACAAGGUGACUGGAGACUACAGCAGUUGCAUCAUUUGCAGCAGCAGCAGCAAGAGUUGCUUCAGGAUGCAUAUAUGCAGCAGUAUCAACAAGCAAUGCAGCAGCAUAUGAUACAACAGCAGCUUUUAAUGCAGUCUGUGUACCAGCAGCAACCUCCCCCAUCCCCAUAUCCUGCCAUGAUGCAGCAGUACCAACAAGCCCUUCUGCAGCAACAAGUCCUUGUGAAGCCGCCGCCAAAACAUUCUCCUGAAUUUCUUGCCUCACCUCAGGAGUUUUCACCAGCCUUAAUUUCUCAUUCUAAAUCAUUUCCAGCUCAUGUUGGUGCAGCUCUGGACACACCUUAUACUGCAAAUAGGUCAUCUGCUGCUGAUGCAGAAUCUAUUUCUAGCUAUCCAAAACAGAACAUCAGUAACCCUCCUGAUAUGUCUGGCUGGAACCCUUUUGGAGAAGACAAUUUCUCUAAGCUAACAGAGGAGGAGCUGUUGGACAGGGAGUUUGACCUUCUGAGAUCAAACAGGCUCGUGGAGAGGAGCACAUCCUCAGAUAAGAAUGUGGAGCCACAUUCUGCUCCACAGAACCAUCCUCCAGAAGACCCCUUUGGUUCUGUACCUUUCAUUUCUCACCCAGGUUCUCCAGGGAAUGAAAUUGAUAACACAGCCAGCAAAUUAGAAGAAAAGAUAGGGAGUCCAGCUAAAAAUGAGAAGCUGAGUCAGGAUGUCGAGCACCACAAAAUUAGAAAGAAGGUGACAGAAGGGCACACAAAAAAUGGAAUUGAAUCAGAGAGUGACUUUGAAUCGGAUCCUCCUUCUCCAAAGAGCAGUGAGGAAGAAGAGGAGCAAGAGGAUGAAGAAGUCUUGCAGGGUGAGCAUGGAGAUUUCAUUGAUGACAAUGAUACUGAACCGGAGAACUUCGGCCAUCGACCCCUUCUCAUGGAUUCUGAGGAAGAAGCAGAAGAUUAUGAUAAGCAAAGCUCGGAUUCUGAUUCUAGUCAUGCUAGGCCUGUGGAAGAGCUGCCUUGCAGCAGAUACAGAGAAGACAGUGACAGUACUGCAGGAAGGGAGUCUAAUGUAAUGUUGUCGGAUUUGUCCGGUACAGUGACCAAGAAAAGCCCCAAACAAGAAUUUGAUGUCUUUGGUGCUGUUCCAUUUUUUGUUCUUCAGCCUCAAGAGCCGAAGCAGAAGGAUAGCCAAGAUUCCUCUCCCCAGGCUGCUUUUUCAGGCCUCAAGCAAGAUCAGGAUGACUUUGAUGUCUUCACCAAAGCCCCAUUCAGCAGAAAAAUAUCUCAGCAAGAUGAUUUGAUUUCAGGUUCUGAAAGCCAGCCGUCUCCUCUCUCUCCCAAAAGCGUAGAUAUAUUUGGCUGCAGCCCAUUCCAGCCUCUCUCCACCUCAAAUAACAGUGAGAGCAAUGAGGACCUGUUUGGGCUUAUCCCAUUUGAGGAGAUAGCAGGGAGCCAACAGCAGCAAAAAGUGAAGCAGCAACGAAAUCUACAGAAACUCUCUUCUCGACAGAGGCGCAUGAAACAGGAAGUAUCAAAGAGCAAUGGGAAACGCCAUCAUGGCACUCCAACUAGCACCAAGAAGGCUCUGAAACCCAGUUACCGCACACCAGAGAGAGCCCGCAGGCACAAAAAAGCUGGUCGUCGGGAUUCCCAGAGCAGCAAUGAGUUUCUGACCAUCUCUGACUCCAAGGAAAACAUUAGUAUUACCCUAUCUGAUGGCAAGGACAGAGUCAACGCUCUACAAGCAGAUGAUAGCCUUCUGGAUCCCUUUGGAGCCAAACCUUUCCAUCCAACAGAAUUGCGUCUCCCGCAACAUCAGGGGUUGGGUGACAAUCGUGGGGAUCACAACACAGUAGUGUCUGGUAGACCUAGGCAGAAUUCGCUACUUGGAGGCAUUCAUUCUGCCGAUGGGGUGAAAUUAACAGAUGACUUUGGGGCGGUUCCUUUCACAGAACUUGUUGUGCAGAGUGUGACAACUCAACAAAGUCAGCAGCAACAGGCAGUAGAGUUGGAUCCAUUUGGGGCUGCUCCAUUUCCUUCCAAACAGUAGAUUCUUCCAGGAGUUUAUUUGCAUUAUUUAACUUAGCUUUCACAUGCCUUAAUAAUCCAUCUGGUUGAACUGAGUAGAAACUGAUAUCUUUUGGUACAACCUGUUCAUUCUCAAUGGUAUCCUAAGAUUUUCAAAUGUGAUGUUAAACAUGCAAUAUUGAAAAGGCUAAGGAGGUGAAAGCAACUCAAUGAGAGCAAAUUUCCAAACAAAAGAUCACCGAAGCUAUUUGCAGUUACUGCCUAUGACUGUAUCACACACAAUCAUUAUAUCCUUUUUCAGAAAGGUUAAACACUUCAAUAAGAAGGCAGCUACAGGAAAGGUCUGCCUUAAAUUGUAUCAUAACUGGCCUGAUGAGAUAAGAUUGGCCCUUCUGUUCUUAAAGCUUCAACCCAAAUGGAGAGUGUGCCUAAACAUACAAGAAGCCAGGUUGAUUUGGAAUUACUGCAGUUUUCUUGUUCUGAGGUUUUUCUUCUAAAACCUCUCUGGACUUCAUUAUGCUGGCUUAACAAACUCUCUUUGGUUACUACACAUGUGCAAAGAAACCCAAACCUUUGUACUGUGUGCGAGAGCUUGGCUUGUUCCCAAUAAGUGCCAUUAAAGUUAAACAGGGUCAAAGAAGACUAGAGUUAAAGCUCUUCCGAUAUCAAUAAUUUAGUGGGAUACAAUAAUAGAGUAGGUUGGGGACAGAGGAGGAAGUAUGCAGCUGGAUUUUGCAGCACUUUGAAGACCAGAAUCUGGUUUACUUGCAUGCAGGGUUGAUGAGACAGGAAAAACAAAAGCUAGAAAAUUGGUAGCAAGCAGAAACCUGCAAAGAACUAUUAUAAAGUAGGAGUUUCAUCCAAUGUAUGGUUCAGUUUACUGGGGGUUUGUAUUCCAGAUAAAUUGUGUAUACAUUUAGAAAGUUUUUUAAACCCUUCUCUAAGAUUGCUGUUACCUAAUGUCUCUUGAAUGCAUUCUGUCACUCAAUACUGUACUUCUGUAAGAAUCUGUGCAAAAUGCACCGAGCGCUAAAGAAACUAACUUGAAUUUAGGCAGCUUCCAGCAAAGGAGUUGUGAAACUGUAGGCUUUUAAAAAUUCACGUUUCUUUUGAGUCUGCUACCAGUAAUCUGCAUAGUAAACCACCAAUGCCUUACAGCAAGGACCACCAUGUCCUACUAUACAUUUACCUCUAAGCCAAUUGGUGCCCUUGAGACACUGUUUUAAAACUUGCAGGACGUUGAUGCACCUUUGGGCCUCCUGCUUCUGCUAGGUGUUUGUAAUAUUCUUGAUUGUCCAUAUUCCAUUCUGGAUCAGCUGUGGUCAUUUCAGAUAACAGCCUCAUGUGCUGCAAGAACUUUGACUGAAUUUCCCAUGGUUUGCAUUUUCAAUCAGUGUGUUUGUUUUGGAUUUUUAAUCAGCAUAAGGUUUUCAUGUUGUUAGGUUAAAGUCUGGGCCAGUUUGACUUUGUGUUGAAAUGGCUGAAUGCGAAAACACCUUACCAUGCAGCUGUGUCUAAACUAUACUGUAGGGUAUGGUCAGAAUCCAGAGAACUGUGCAAUGCUGUUCUAGUGUCUUUUGGCAUGAGUAUUCUGUUGCUGAAGCAGCAGCAGCUCCAUGAAUGAUGGCAAACCAUUUCUGAAACGGAAAUAUUUCCAAAGUAGUUGGCAAUAGGUCAUGGAGCCAGCCAUCCUGCUGGGCACACGUGAAUGUGGCUUAACUCUCUGCAGCCUGGCUGUAGAAUCAUUCAUAUCUGUGCGAGUCAGAGCUGAAGCACCUGAGUGUGUUUAUAUACAGGGUUCGUGAAUUGGGCCCUGGGUAUAUAUGAAUAUUGCUGACUUGACUUGAAUAUGAACUUGCUGGAGAUAAGAAUUCUCAUUUUUAACUAGGGGGAGGUAAAGUACCUGGAUGAAUGAAUUUCCUAAAAAGAUGUCCUGCUGCCCUCCAGCCACUGUGGGAAAGAAGAAUGCAUUUUAAAUAUAUAGCCUGUGACUGGUUAAAAAAAUGAAUUUUGGUAGAGGUAAGGGAAGCCAAGACCCUUUUAAAAUGCAUAUGGAAGUACUUGUUAGAAAAGGUUGCAACUUCCAGAGACAUGACCUGAUGCUCUCUGGGUAUGUAUUUCUAGUCCUUCUCUUACUUUGUCACAUUAAGCACAAAUCCCAGAUUGGUUGCAUGUGAGGCUAAGUAUUUAGGUAAAGCACACAUGGUUAAAAAUGGCGUGCUGUGCAUGUCCUUCAGAAUGCCUGUUUUCUUCUUGUACCCAAACCUCUUGGAACUAAAUACAGAUUUUGCUGUAAAAGUUGGUGCAGUUCUAGAGUAACAGAUAACUCUCUAUCCAAGGGCUUGUUUAACCUUGACAUUUCCUUCAAACGAAAUGAUUAGUUGUGACUGUGGCAUAUGAAUAUGUAAGGUGAUAGACAGAGAACAUGCAAAGUGCAUGUAUUUGUCCUUUCUUCUUCCUAUAUGGUGAGACUUUCCUUAUAGGAAACCAUUUAUGCUUGAAGUGGACAUAGAGGAACUGAGCUCCAGAAUCAAUACAAAACUGACUGCAGCUGCUUGGCCCCGAUGUAAGAGCCCUCUUUCGAAAGGUGCAAGUGUUUUCAGAGGAUAAAAUCGGCACAGUAGCUCCACUCUAUAGAAAGCUAAUCAAGUUAACUAGUCCCAUUUAGGUUAAUGGGAUUUAAAUAAAUUGCAGCAAACUUAAUUGAACAUUCUCUGGUUUUGUCUGGAUAUCUCUAGCUUAUGGUUUAAACUGGCAUCUGGAUGAUCUAGUGUCCAACUUCUAGAUUCAAAGCUGUUUCAGAAAAUCAUUGGGAAAGUCCCAAAUGUGCUAUGAAAAAGUUGAUAUUAGAACAACCAGGUCAUUGCAUUAUUUGUGUACAGUAACCUAAAAAAUACUGUCAGCAUUUUCCAGAUUAUUGUAUUACAUACUCAGAUGUUGUUGAUCCAGAAUUCCAUUUUGUGUGAAAAUGGGAAAUGCCUUUAUCCAAGAGGGAUGUAAAUUUUGAUCUACAGUAGUUCAAAGGGACGAGGUAAGGCAAAAGUAGCACACGUUUCUCAUUAAUCAUGGGUUUCCCAGUUCCUCUGAAAAUUGUUGGGUUAGAAAAUGUGUGGUUUUCUUAUCACCUGUGAUCCUGAGGCAUGUGUGUCCCCUCUCCCCGUCAGGAUAAUCCCUGGGAUAUUGGCAUUGUUCAAUCUGUGCAGUUUGUGGAGUACUGGAAAUUAGAUGUGUGUGGAGUUCUGCAAGAUUGGGAUCUAGACACACAUUCUGGAGAAUAACAUCGAAGGCCAAAGUAACAAGCAAAAGUGGACAUUCACAUUAUUGCCAACAAUCUUUGCUUUCUCAUGACUUCUCUUUUGGACAAGACUCUAUUUUCAUAGGUUUCUGUAAUAAGAAUGUAUGUUGAUAUUCUUUGUGGCUGCUGCCAUGGGGUAUACUGCUGUACCCCACAAGAUUGACUUGCGCCUGUUUUACUGUCGCCAGCAGAGGCAGUGGGACUGAACUAAAUUUGAACUUCUCUUCAGUUCUGGACUUUAGUAGAAAAAGACGAUCAGUAGGUUUGGGGAGAUACCUUUGCUUGUAUUGUGUGUUAUGUGUAUAUUUGAAAUCAAGUCUGCCAUGGUCUUACCUGAAAUAAGAUUGUGAGAUGUUGAUUCAUACCAAUGGCUGCCAACUGGUCUUUUCUUCCAGCAUUUCUCCCAUUUAAUGGUUUAAUCUUUACCACUAGCAUAUAGCAGACAGCUGAGUGCACCUUCCACAUCAGCUGUUCAUCUUGCGGCUGAGUCGCUCAUUACUUCUGACAUGAUAGUCAACCUAAAGUGCUUUUAUUGUAUUGAUUAACAUGACAGAUACCGAACUUCAAAUGUGCUCCCUCAUGCUGAAAUUUUCAGUGGUUUUUCUCAACUUGGUAAAUAUCAGCUCUCAUUGACUGGUGUGAUGAGAAAAAGUAUGCAAAAAAGCCCCAUUGAAAUGAAAAUGGCAAGUUGGGCAUUUCUGUAGAACUACUUGAAGUAAUUUUCUUGUCAGCUCUUGUUUUUUCACACUUAAAUAUCACCUCAGGGUGACUUUAGUGUGUCAUCCAACUUCAUGUGGUUUGGCCCUUGGAAGGUACAGUUGUUGAGCUCAGUGGCAAAAUGCUGACCCCACCUCUUUGCCUCCAAACAGAAAUAUCAAUCUGGGGAUGCUUAGUCCCCUAUUAUACUUAGUUUGUGUAGAAGGAGGUCCCAUAUUAGAGCUUGAUCCUGCACCUUUUAAAUGCAAUGGCAGAGCCCAAUAACUUAUAGGGACAGGAUUAGUGCUCACGGGGUUGUGGGGGAAGCUGUCCAGAACAGCUUUUCUACUUUUCUCCCAAGAACAAGAAAAAUCUACUGUGAGAAUAAACUGAUAUAGCUACUACUGUGAGAUUAGCAACUAGAGUUUAUCUGAAGAGGUUGUUUUUAUAUAUUAUAGGGUGUAUUUUUAUAUAGAGAUAUAUAUAAAACAUACACACGCACACAUCACAUAUCUCUUUGAGUUUGUGAUCUAAAACAUAACAUUGCAAUCACAAUCACAAUCAUUUUCAUGGCAUUGGAAAAGUAAGUAUGGCCAAAAGCUGCUAAAAAAGUAACAGGGAAAUGCAAAGCAGUGGCUGCCCAGUGAUUAUUUUAAAGCGCUUCUUUGAAAAGAUAGUAAUAGUUUCUAUAGCCAAGGUUGGUUUCUGUGACUAGAGCAUCACGCAAGAGUAAACAGCGUUAUGCUAUAUUUUAAUUGCUGGCAAACAGCUUUAAGUGCACUUUCUCAAAUUACACUUCCAUUUCUUGUUUAGACUUGAAAUUUCUAAAGCUUGUAUGUGUACCACUAAAACAGAACUUUAACUUCUCUGUGAAAUUGAUGUACAUCAGAAAAUAACUUGCAAUUGUUACUAAGUAAAUAAAAAUAAAUAAACCAGA
Hemicordylus capensis (graceful crag lizard) is the source of this 9036-nucleotide messenger RNA. It is a transcript of the gene BMP2K, whose product is annotated as BMP2 inducible kinase. NCBI's taxonomy places the organism in Eukaryota, Metazoa, Chordata, Lepidosauria, Squamata, Cordylidae. The transcript is spliced from 16 exons. The record is from RefSeq and is a predicted model, not a curated record. Gene Ontology annotation, biological process: protein phosphorylation. Gene Ontology annotation, molecular function: ATP binding; protein kinase activity. Bases 747 to 4130 code for a protein of 1127 amino acids.